Drosophila melanogaster (fruit fly) is the source of this 1905-nucleotide messenger RNA. RefSeq names its product BNIP3 (gene BNIP3). The transcript is spliced from 5 exons. Bases 639 to 1172 code for a protein of 177 amino acids. The record is from RefSeq and is marked reviewed. Gene Ontology annotation, biological process: substrate localization to autophagosome; positive regulation of apoptotic process. Gene Ontology annotation, cellular component: mitochondrion; mitochondrial membrane; membrane. NCBI's taxonomy places the organism in Eukaryota, Metazoa, Arthropoda, Insecta, Diptera, Drosophilidae. Gene Ontology annotation, molecular function: identical protein binding.
ACGAUGCAUUUAGUAUUCAAUUGUCAGCAUGAUUGGUGUGCCACGUGAGUGAUCUGAAUUAUUCUGUAACUGAUUCCAUCGCGAAAGUGUCUAAAUUAGAUGAUUGUACAGUGAUAACUCGAGAGAAAGCAAUACCAGGAAGAUUUUAAAUUUAUAAUGUGACAUUACAAAAUUAUAGAAAAAAUUAAUUUUAAUUAAUUAGAAAGUGAAUAAUAGAUGAUAUAAGAGGCGUUGGGUGUGAUCGUAUGUGUGAUUAUAUAUAUGCGUAUACAUGUAAUCAGUUGGUUGUAUUAUUAGGUAGUUUUUAGGAACGCUACACUGUACUCCUUAUCAAGUAACUUGCACGCUUCUCGUGCCCAUAUUGCAUCGCCAGUUUGUCUUUUUUCUCGAUUUGUUUUGAAAAUGAAAUUUUCUCCGUAGAGCAUUGAUAAGCAUCGGCUUGUAUAGACUAUAAACAAAACAUGUGUGCUGCUUUAUAUACACAGUAUGCCGAAAAGAAACGGAAAUUAUGCGAGUGGUGGGGUUUUUAGCGUUAUCAAUGGGGCACGAGCACUCGAACAGAUAUAUACAAGCACAUACAUUGCAGAUCCGGCUAACGAAUCGAACAAUCUUGGAUCGAACUCAGCACAACAGCUGCGAUGGCUGGCAUCAAGAGCCCCGACAGAAUCACUCCGUUGCCAUUCAACAAUGGCGAGGAGUACCUGAGACUUCUGCGCGAGGCCCAGCGCGAGUCGAACCAGUCGAGCCGUGUCGUCUCCUUGGCCAGCUCCCGUCGUGAUACGCCCCGUGAUAGCCCCAAGAGUCCACCGAACAGUCCCCAGUCGGAGCUCUGUCCGGAUGAUGAGCUCAGAAACGUGUACAUCAACUACUGGACCAAGGGAGGAGACAAACAGAAUGCAGGCAAUGAAGAUUGGCUGAAGAACUGGAAUCAGCCACCCAGUAGCUGGAACAUUGAGGAUUCAAGUCGGGAUGCCGGCGACGAGGGCGAGAAAAAGAAGACUAACACAGGCUACUCCAUCCGUUUGAAGCGACUGGGCUCCAACUCGUUGUUCUCCCGCGAAAUUCUGUACUCGCUGCUGGUGACCAACGUCCUGUCCCUGCUGCUGGGAGCUGGAUUCGGGCUAUGGUUGAGCAAGCGUGGCAUACUCCUUACCCGUGUGGUCAUUGACUGAAAGAUGCCAUAAACAAAAAGGAGAAAGAGGAAAUAUAUAUAAUCGUUUUCAAUCUAUCAAUAUGCACAUCAAUCGAAAACAGAACACGAUGCGUUCCAUAUAAGAAAACGAAGUAUACACAUCUAUACAGCCAACCGUAUUCCAACUCAUUUGUAUUUUUAUCGGAAGUCUAUAUUUUCGACACCUUCUCAUUCAGUACAUACCUAUAAAAAUGUAAUUUCUAAUUACUAAGCCAGCAAACUAAAACAGGCCUUUGGGCAAUGGUUGAAACUAAGCGUUUUCAUAUUUUAUAUAAUUUUAUAUAUUUAACAUUAUAUCAAGGCAGCAAAUCUAAUGAUACAGAAAAGCAUUUAUAGAUGCUCCAUAUAUUUUGCUUUAGCCGUAUGUCUUAGCACCCAACCGUGCAUUAUAUCCAAUACAAAUGUACGCCGAACUUCGUGUUAAGAAUUUCAAUUUCAUCAUCAUACAUCAUAUAGAACAACCAUAAACAUUUGUAGACAUAUUAUAGUUGAAUCGUAUUGUAUCCUGAUUGUACUUUUUGUUGAACAAUCGUCAAAUGUUUCGAUACAAUAAGCAUAUAAGAAAAACGAUACAAAAGGAGAAAAAAAAACAAUAUGGCACACAUAAGAUUAUAUCUUUAAUGUGAGGGAAGGGUUAUCCCCCACACAAAAAAAACAGAAUAGUUGUAAUGAUUUUUUAUAUUAAAAUAUUUUUCAAUAUCUAUUUAAAAGAG